AUGGUAGGAUAUCAAAAGAUUAGAAAGUUUAAGAAGGUUCCCAAACUAUUUCCGUAUACAAUAUGUACCAGUAAUUUUAUAGGAGUUCAUGGAAAAAAACAUAUUAGAAAUAUUAGCAAUAUUAACAAUAUUAGAAAUAUUAACAACAUUAACAAAAUAAAUAAAUUAAAUAUAAAUACAUUAAACAAUUUCUUAGAUAUUUUUGAGUUUGAAGAAAAAGGAAAUGACAAUAUAGAAUAUAGACGUCUUAAUGAUCUAAGUAAAUAUAUAGAAGUGAUAAAAUUUGAUAAUAAAAUAAAUGAAAACAGUAAAUAUUAUGAUAUAAAUUAUGAGGAUGAAAAUGAAUUUUUUGAUGAUAAUGGAAAUUUGAAAAUAAAAAAUAAUUAUGAAAAAGAAAGUAAUAAAAAUAUAAUGAAAGAAUAUAUACAUGUCCCACCAUUUGUUUUAACAAAAUUGUGUGAAUAUGCAUUAAAAGAAAUAUUAUUUUUUUUAAAUAAAAAUCAUUUAAAACAAUUACAAAAUAUAUUAAUGGAUAAAAAGUCAAGCAAAAAUGAUAAAUAUGUUUCUAUGACUUUAAUUAAAAAUGCUAUAAUAAGUUCUCAUCAAAAUUUACCAGGUUGUCAAGAUACAGGAACUGCAAUUAUUUUGGGAAAAAAAGACGAGGAAAUUUUAGUAACAUAUGAACAUAAAUAUCUUACCUUAGGGGUAUAUAAUGCUUAUAAAAAAAAUAAUUUUCGAUAUAGUCAGUUAUCUCCUAUUAACAUGUUUGAUGAAAUAAAUACUAAAAAUAAUUUACCAUGUCAAAUAGAAAUAUAUAGUAAUAUAAAAAAGAAAGAAAAUUUAAAUGAUAAAAUUAAAAAAGAUCCAAAAUAUGAAUUAAUUUUUAUUGCAAAAGGAGGGGGAAGUGCAAACAAAACUUUUCUAUUCCAACAAACAAAAAGUAUAUUAAAUGAAGAUAAAUUAUAUGAAUUUUUAUUAGAUAAAAUAAAAGAAAUUGGGACAUCUGCAUGUCCACCAUAUCAUUUAGCUAUCGUUAUAGGUGGGUUAUCACCAGAAAUGAAUUUAAAAACAGUUAAAUUAGCAUCUUGUAGGUAUUUAGAUAAUUUACCAAAAGAGGGAAGUAUAUAUGGUAAAGCUUUUAGGGAUAUAAAAAGUGAAAAAAUUAUUUUAGAAAAAUCACAAAAUUUAGGAAUAGGUGCACAAUUUGGAGGAAAAUAUUUUGUACAUGAUGUUAGAGUUAUAAGGCUUCCAAGGCAUUCGGCAUCAUGUCCAAUUGGGAUAGGUGUAUCUUGUUCUGCUGAUAGACAAAUAAAAUGUAUUAUAAAUAAGAAUGGAGUAUUUGUUGAAAAGUUAGAGCAUGAACCAAUAAAAUAUCUUCCUGAAGUAACAUAUGAUAAUUUAAAAAAUGGAAUUAAUAAAAAAUUUAAAAAUUCUAAUUUAAUUUAUGAAAAUAAUAAUGAGAAAAGUAAUGGAAUAGCAAUAGAUUUAAAUCAACCUAUAGAAAAUAUAUUAAAAAUAAUUUCAAAUUAUCCUGUUUCAACAUUAUUAAUUUUAACAGGCAAAUUAAUAGUAGCUAGGGAUACUGCACAUAAAAAAAUUGUUGAUAAUUUUAUUAACAAAAAUAUAGCAAUACCAGAUUAUUUUAAAAAACAUCCUAUAUAUUAUGCAGGCCCAGCUAAAACUCCAAAUAAUUAUGCAAGUGGAUCGUUUGGGCCAACAACUGCUGGAAGAAUGGAUGCAUAUGCAGAAAUUCUUAUGAAAAACAAUGCGUCUUUAAUUUCUUUGGCAAAAGGAAAUAGAUCUUUAGUUGUUAAAAAUGCAUGCAAAAAAUAUAACGGUUUUUAUUUGGGAAGUAUUGGAGGCCCAGGUGCAAUAUUAGCUAAAAAUAAUAUUCUUAAAGUUCAAGUUAUCGAUUUUCAUGAACUUGGUAUGGAAGCAGUACAUUUAAUUGAUGUUGUUGAUUUUCCAGCUUUCAUUAUAAUUGAUAAUAAAGGAAAUGACUUUUAUAAUAAAUGGAUACCUUCUUAG
Messenger RNA from Plasmodium berghei ANKA, 2028 nucleotides. RefSeq names its product fumarate hydratase, putative. Bases 1 to 2028 code for a protein of 675 amino acids. NCBI's taxonomy places the organism in Eukaryota, Apicomplexa, Aconoidasida, Haemosporida, Plasmodiidae. Gene Ontology annotation, molecular function: hydro-lyase activity. The record is from RefSeq and is a predicted model, not a curated record. The transcript has a single exon.